Messenger RNA from Lichtheimia ornata, 1068 nucleotides. RefSeq lists its product as uncharacterized. Gene Ontology annotation, biological process: positive regulation of transcription by RNA polymerase II. Gene Ontology annotation, cellular component: nucleus. The coding region runs from base 1 to 1068 and encodes 355 amino acids. The transcript is spliced from 4 exons. Gene Ontology annotation, molecular function: sequence-specific DNA binding; DNA-binding transcription factor activity. Lineage: Eukaryota; Fungi; Mucoromycota; Mucoromycetes; Mucorales; Lichtheimiaceae. The record is from RefSeq and is a predicted model, not a curated record.
AUGUAUCCAGAAGCAUCCAACAAUGCUCCAACUUUUGAUGCUGCACCUCCUCCACCACCUUCACUUGCAUCCAUCACUCCUCAUCAACACCCAUCAUCACAACAACAACAACAACUUCCAUCUCCAACUUCAUCCAUCAUUCUUGGUGCUGGCGGCAACAAUAGCAGCAGCAACAGUAGCAGCAGCACAAGUCCUUGGUCUUCUUCUACAAACAUGGCAGUGUCUUGUGGUAGCAAUAACAACAAAGGCCAUACCACUUUGAUGGGUGGUGAUGACACCACGCUUCAACAACAACAUGCUUCUACUGGGAAAAUCAAGAACGCUGUUGGUAAUAGUAGAUCAUCCUCGUGUCGAUUUGCUUUGAGACAUAACCGGUUGACAACGACCACCUGGGAAGAAGAAAAGACUGCAUGCUAUAUGGUGGAUGCCAAGGGCAUAUGCGUCACACGCCGUGCAGAUAACAACAUGGUCAACGGAACUAAGCUUUUGAAUGUGGUGGGCAUUUCGCGUGGUAAACGAGAUGGCAUCCUGAAAAACGCCAAAGGUCGUAUUGUCGUAAAAGUUGGGCCCAUGUCCCUGAAGGGUGUAUGGAUCCCACUUGCACAUGCAGAACAACUGGCUGCCAAAUUCCGCAUCGAACAAGCCUUGUAUCCUUUACUUGAACAAGAUCCAUCGCGUUUUCUCGGUACUACAGUUGGUGCUUCUCGUCAACACCGUGAGGAUAUGAUGGCAUCACCUCCAAUGAAUGAAAAGACUCGAGGGCAUUCAUCAUCAUCGAUGCAUCAUGCAGAGUAUCAAAUGAAGCCGACAUUCUCGCGUAUCAACAACUCAACGACGACGACGACAAGUAUGAAGGCUGCAGCAGCCUUUGUCAUGCCACCUCCUCCUUUGAAGCUCACUCAUGGUACGCUCACUCACAAUGACACACAACGUCAACAACAACAAUCAGCCCCAACAACAACAACAACAUCAGCAGCUUCUUUGUUGCUUCCUCCUCCCGCAACCAUGUCGUAUUACCAUCAUUGUUCAUCGCGUGAUGAAUUCCCUUCUGCCCAACUUUCCAAGUGA